Molecule: messenger RNA, 420 nt
Organism: Pseudovirgaria hyperparasitica
Lineage: Eukaryota; Fungi; Ascomycota; Dothideomycetes; Acrospermales; Acrospermaceae
Exons: 1
Coding region: 129-377 (82 amino acids)
Source: RefSeq, a predicted model, not a curated record
AUACGAGCCUAGAAGGAAACAUGUGCCUGUGCUCGCGCCAGAUUCCGUAGUUCGGCCUUGAUUAUUGCGAGGUGAGGCGCGCUUGCGUAGUCAUUAACAAAUGAGUCCAGGUAUGCAGAAGACGUCGUAUGAUGGAAAUGCCCAGAGUAACAUUACUACACCGAUACGCGACCAGCGCGCGUAACGUUGCAUACCUAUUCAAUAGUCACUGGCCCAAGCAAUGGGUUAUGCUGCCAGCGUGGCUGUGCUGUGUGCUGUGGUAUUGGAUCUAUCGAGUUCCAUACUACCGUAGAAACUCAUCAGUUGAACACGGUAUAGAUACAUUUUUCCUACCAAAUUUAAUCGUUAGGUUAUACUACUGUAGGUCUAAGGCGUAGUCUCUAUAACCAUGUGUAGCUAGUAAAACACCUGGCUGUCUCA